AUGAAGGAAUGGGAAAUUGAUACAAAAACUAUGUGUAUUGUGCAUGACAAUGCGGUAAAUAUUAAGAAUGCCGUUACUGCAAUGGCUCCAAACAUUAAAAGUAGGACAUGUUUCGCUCAUUCAUUGCAGUUAUGUGUUAACAAAGGUUUGGAAGAAAAUGAAAUAAAACAAAUUCUAAUUACUGCAUCUUCAAUCGUUUCACAUUUCAAACACUCAACAGUAGCAAUCAAAGCACUUCAAGUAGCACAGAAAAAAUUAAAAAUGCCAGAAAAAAAAUUAAUUCAGUCUGUUAAAACUAGAUGGAACUCAAUUUAUGCAAUGGUUGAACGACUUAUCGAAUCUCGACAAUGUAUAAGCAUAGUUUUAAAUGACCGUAAUACCACAACUAGAACAACAGCAAUAUCACUGGAACUCAGCGAAAGUAAAUGGGAGCUAUUGGAGCAGUUAGUUAAAGUGCUCAAGCCUUUCGAUCUUGUUACUAAAGUCUUAUCAUCUGCAACAACUCCAACAAUAUCAACUGUACAUCCAAUUUUAAAAAGUAUUGUCCAACACUAUUUGACUCCCAACGAAUCUGACCAACAUAAAAUUAAAAUAUUUAAAGAAACAUUGUCCCAAGAGUUCGAAGUAAGAUUUUUUAGUCAAAUGCACAAUGAUUCUAAAUUUCUUCUAAAUAUUGCUUCACUUUUAGACCCACGUUAUAAAAAUUUUUUUGAUGACGAUAGUGAUACUUUAAUUACCUUAAAAGAUUUUAUUAUGCAUCAUUUAAAUUAUGAAGAUUCUUCAAUUGAUGAUACUACCAAUCAGCCAAACCCUGUAGUAUCUGCUUUGGAUAUUUUAUUUCCCCAAAAUCAUAAUGGUGAAGAUAUAAUUGAACAAAAUGAGCUCGACAAAUACUUAAAAGAAAACUGUAUUAACAAGAAUGCCUGUCCAUUAACAUGGUGGGCUGAAAAUGACAAGAAAUAUCCAGUGAUAUCAAAACUUGCUAAAAAAUAUUUAUGUAUCCCGUUAACAUCUACGCCCUCAGAGAGAGCUUUUUCUACAGCGGGGAAUAUUAUAACUUCUAAAAGAAAUUGUCUGGCUGGUAAAACAGCCAAAUGGUUAAUAUUUCUUUCACAUAAUGCUAAAUUACAAUAA
Messenger RNA from Daktulosphaira vitifoliae (grape phylloxera), 1134 nucleotides. Its product is annotated as E3 SUMO-protein ligase ZBED1-like. The transcript has a single exon. NCBI's taxonomy places the organism in Eukaryota, Metazoa, Arthropoda, Insecta, Hemiptera, Phylloxeridae. Bases 1 to 1134 code for a protein of 377 amino acids. The record is from RefSeq and is a predicted model, not a curated record. Gene Ontology annotation, molecular function: protein dimerization activity.